This is a messenger RNA of Trichobilharzia szidati, 3303 nucleotides long. Lineage: Eukaryota; Metazoa; Platyhelminthes; Trematoda; Strigeidida; Schistosomatidae. The record is from the annotation of a GenBank genome assembly.
UUGUUGUGCACAUAAGGUAAGUGAAUCCUCAUUCACACUGUCAGCAGCUGAGAACAACAACUAGUGGUUGGAAUAUAUUUCACCAUGGACGGAUUAGUACAUAUUCACUGAUAUUCAUCGCAGAAUGAAUAUUGAACUCAUACUUAUAACUCACAUAACCUCAGGGCAGUCACUGUGUGAGGUUUACAUGAAAGCAUUAGCUUGCAACUCUGUUGGAAUUACGACCAUACCCAAAAUGAAGACUUACUAGUCGUCAUGUAGAAAUAUUCCAAAAGAAAUAGGCAGACUAUGUUGAGUUAGGCGUAAACUGCCUUAUCUAUCCUACGAGGUCUAUUUAAAGAGACUGGAUAACUUUGCAGUUAUCUUGCUUUGGGGCAGAGAAUGAAUUAGUACCUAUAGUAUUUUUAAAAAGGAGACUUUGAUCACUGUUGUCUCCCAUAAGGCCUGCUAUUUCCAAAUCAUCCAUAAUUAUCAGGAUUCAUUAAUCAAGAAAGUUGAAUUUCUGAUUACCAUUUUCAUAAUACAAACAACUACGAAUGCACUCUUGGACUGAAUGAUUGUGUGUAGUGAUAGGAGAAAAAACAACUUACUUAUUAUUUCCCAUUUCCCUCCUUCUAAAUACCAAAAUGACUGCAUAUCAGCCUCAAACUCAUAUGGUAAGCAGGAACCAUCUCUAGAAAUCACACUUGAAUAUUACAUAAUUGUGAUUUCUGGAAGUAAUAUUAAACUUCGCUUUUAGAUGACUAUAGAGUUCAUGACCGGUAGCUAUUACCUUGAAGUGGUAGUCGUGCUUGCAUAUUCAAAUGAUCUAACGAGCUACGUUGGCUGAAACAAUCUUUCCUCCAGGUUCUACCCUACCAGGAAGUUCGUUUGGAUGGCUAUUAGAGUAAAAGCAGGUACUAUCAUAGUGUAAGUCGCUCACACUCUGUUGGCAGUAUGCGGGAAAAAUCGUACUGCUGGCGAGUAGGAGUGUAACGUAAGCAAUCUGUUUCCCGUGGACGAGCAGCAAGCCAGGCAUGCUGCCUCUUCACUCUGAAAAGAUAGGGUUAGAAUAGUCCGACUCUGGAAAUUGUACUUCCUGACUCAUUUCGGGUCAGUCCGUAGCCAGUGCUCAGAUUUCCAAACAGACACAACUUCGAAAAUCUCUUCAAAGAGGCCAUGUUUAGUCCGUCUCUGCGGCUCCGUGGUCAUGUAACACUUAUGUUCUAGAUAUCCCAAGACCUUAAAUCUGACCCUACUUGCGCGAAUGUCUGAUUAACAAAUAUUGUUUUUUGAAUUAGUGUUUCGGUACGUCUUUGUACCGGUGAACAAAGCAGCCUGGAUGAAAGUGAGGGUAUAGACUUGCUGGUAAGCUAAGUAAGAAAUAGUAGUGAGAAAGUAAAGGAGAAACUUGAGCAUAGUCUCGAAUGAUAUGCGUGCUAGUGGUAUUUGGGAUUUACACUUGCUUCCCAUUAUUGUGAUAAUGUGAAGGGCAAACCUACUCAAAUUGUUUCUUUCUUUUCGCAUCUGAGGAUAUCAAACAUUUAUUUUUUAAUUUUCAGAAUAAUCACUAAACAUUGUCAUAGUGAUUUCUUACUGGUGCUGUAGAUUAUGUAUUCAUAUUCAGAAAGUGAAGGCCGAACUCCCCUACUUUCUGAUGAAUCAUGUACAAUGCAGCUAGUUCCAGCACAUUCUAGUCAUCGAAUUCGCAAUUCCUCACAUGUAAAUGAUUUCGAGGAAACAGUCAGCGUCGAUACAACUGGGGAAAAAUCUGGAUUCAGUUUUCGACGAUUAUGGGCUUUCACAGGUCCUGGUUUUCUUAUGAGUAUUGCUUAUUUGGAUCCUGGGAAUAUAGAAUCAGAUUUACAAAGUGGAGCCAUUGCCAAUUAUAGGCUUUUAUGGCUACUAUUCCUGGCCACAUUGAUGGGAUUAUUUUUGCAGCGAUUAGCUGCUCGUUUGGGUGUCGUUUCGGGUAGACAUUUAGCUGAAGUGUGUUAUGAUGAAUAUCCUGCACCUGCACGUAUUAUACUCUGGUUAAUGGUGGAAAUUGCAAUUAUUGGAUCAGAUAUGCAAGAAGUUAUUGGUACAGCAAUUGCUAUUAAUUUAUUAAGCGCUGGUUAUGUACCAUUAUGGGCUGGUGUGCUAAUCACUAUUUUGGAUACAUUCACUUUCUUGUUUCUUGAUAAAUAUGGUCUGCGUAAAUUGGAAAUGUUCUUUGGUUUCUUGAUUACUGUUAUGGCUGUAACAUUUGGUUAUGAGUAUGUUGUAGUAAAACCUGAUCAAAGACAACUUUUACGUGGACUAUUUGUGCCUUCAUGUCCUGGUUGUGGUUGGCCUGAGUUAGAACAAGCUGUCGGCAUUCUUGGUGCUGUUGUAAUGCCUCAUAAUUUCUAUCUACAUUCUGCUCUCGUCAAAUCACGCAAUGUCGAUCGAACUAAUCCAUCCGCGGUACGUGAAGCAAAUAUGUAUUUCUUUAUUGAGUCAGCGUUGGCAUUAGUUGUUUCACUUAUGAUAAAUAUAUUCGUUGUCUCAGUUUUCGGUGCUGGAUUCUAUGGGAAGAAUACAACACAAGUGUUUGAAAAUUGCACACUCCAAGGACACAUUCCCGUUCGUUUCACAGAUGCAGCUUCUACUUUCCAACCGGAUAGCGUAGAUCUUUACACUGGAGGUAUAUUUCUAGGUUGUGAAUUUGGUCUGGCUUGUCUUUAUAUCUGGGCUAUUGGAAUAUUAGCAGCUGGACAAUCGUCUACAAUGACAGGAACUUAUUCCGGACAAUUUGCUAUGGAAGGCUUUUUAAACUUAAAAUGGAAACGUUGGCAAAGAGUACUGUUAACACGAUCCAUAGCUAUUUUGCCAACUAUUCUAACAACUGUAUUCAAAGGUAUUGGUGAUUUAACUGAUAUGAAUGAUUUAUUGAAUGUAUUAAUGAGUGUUCAGCUUCCAUUCGCUGUUAUUCCAUUGCUCACAUUUACAAGUAGUAAAGCAGUUAUGGAGGAGUUUAGUAAUUCUAUUCCAGUAAUGAUCUGUGCCAACUUGAUAUCUUUGGGAGUUGUAUCAGUUAAUCUCUUCUUGGGUAGUGUUGUGAUCAAAGCUCGUCUACCGCAUCAUUGGGGAGUAUAUCUAGGCACAGCGAUACUGUUCGCUUUCUACUUAGGAUUCAUAUUCUAUCUGAUUUGGUUUGGAAUCCGUCAUGUAUAUCAGUCAAGAAAGCGUCCUAUGACUGUUCCAGCGUUAGGUUCCCAUGACAAUUUGGAUAGUGAUGGAUCUAUAUAUAGUACAUCUUUUGAGAAGAGUAUUUAUAAAAAGAAAGCGAUCCAAUCAUAG